Branchiostoma floridae (Florida lancelet) is the source of this 3532-nucleotide messenger RNA. Its product is annotated as zinc finger protein 208-like. The annotation marks the transcript as partial. The transcript has 3 exons. NCBI's taxonomy places the organism in Eukaryota, Metazoa, Chordata, Leptocardii, Amphioxiformes, Branchiostomatidae. Gene Ontology annotation, biological process: regulation of immune system process; negative regulation of transcription by RNA polymerase II; regulation of cytokine production. The record is from RefSeq and is a predicted model, not a curated record.
GAGUGCAACAAGCAAUUCAGUCAGCUGAGUAAUCUGAUGGUACACAUGCGGACUCACACAGGGGAGAAACCCUACAUGUGUGAAGAGUGCAGCAAGCAAUUCAGUCAGCUGGGUAAUCUGAAGGCACACAUGCAGACUCAUACUGGUGAUAAACCCUACAUGUGCGAGGAGUGCAGCAGGCAGUUCAGUCGGCUAGAUAAGCUAAAGACUCACAUCAAAAUCCACACAGGGGAGAAACCCUUCAAGUGUGAGGAGUGUAGCAAACAGUUCAGUCGGCUUGCUCAUGUUAGGAGACACGUGCAAACUCACACAGGGGAGAAACCGUACAGGUGUGAGGAGUGCAGCAGGCAGUUCAGUCUGCUGAGUCAUCUGAAGAGACAUAUCAAAACUCACACAGGGGAGAAACCUCACAAGUGUGAGGAGUGUAGCAAGCUAUUUAGCAGGCCAGAUGAACUGAAGAAGCAUAUGCAUACUCACACAGGUGAGAAACCCUACAGGUGUGAGGAAUGCAGCAAGCAGUUUAGUCGGCUGGAUAAGCUUAAGACACACAUGCGGACUCACACAGGGGAGAAACCCUACAAGUGUGAGGAGUGCAGCAAACAGUUCAGGCAGCUGAGUGAUCUGAAGAAACACAUGCGGACUCACACAGGGGAGAAACCCUACAGGUGUGAGGAGUGCAGCAGGCAGUUCAGUCAGCUGGGUCAUCUGAAGACUCAUAUGCGGACACACACAGGGGAGAAGCCCUACAGAUGUGAGGAGUGCAGCAAGCAGUUCAGUCUGUUAGAUAAGCUAAAGACUCACAUCAAAACUCACACAGGGGAGAAACCCUUCAAGUGUGAGGAGUGUAGCAAACAGUUCAGUCGGAUUGCUCAUCUUAGGAGACACAUGCGUACCCACACAGGAGAAAAACCCUACAGGUGUGAGGAGUGCAGCAGGCAGUUCAGUCUGCUGAGUCAUCUGAAGAGACACAUGCGGACUCACACAGGGGAGAAACCUUACGAGUGUGAGAAGUGCAGAAAGCUAUUUAGCAGGCCAGAUGAACUGAAUAAGCAUAUGCAUACUCACACAGGUGAGAAACCCUACAGGUGUGAGGAAUGCAGCAAGCAGUUUAGUCGGCUGGAUAAGCUUAAGACACACGUGCGGACUCACACAGGGGAGAAGCCCUACGGGUGUGAGGAGUGCAGCAAGCAGUUCACUCAGCUGAGUGAUCUAAAGAGUCACAUGCGUACUCACACAGGGGAGAAACCCUACAGGUGUGAGGAGUGCGGCAGGCAGUUCAGUCAGCUGGGAAGUCUGAAGAGUCACAUGCGGACUCACACAGGGGAGAAGCCCUACAGGUGUGAAGAGUGCAGCAAGCAGUUCAAUCAGAUGGGUCAUCUGAAAACUCACAUGCGGACUCACACAGGCGAGAAACCCUACAAGUGUGAGGAGUGUAGCAAAGAGUUCAUUGAGCUGAGUACUCUGAAGAAACACAUGCGGACUCACACAGGGGAAAAACCUUACAAGUGUGAGGAGUGCGGCAGGCAGUUCAGCGAGCUAGGUACUCUAAAAACUCAUAUGCGAACUCACACAGGAGAGAAACCCUACAGGUGUGAGGAGUGCAGCAGGCAGUUUAGUGAGCAGGGAAGUAUGAAGAUUCACAUGCGGACUCACACAGGAGAGAAACCCUACAGGUGUGAGGAGUGCAGCAGGCAGUUCAGUAAGCUUGGUCAUCUAAAGAAACAUGUACAAACUCACACAGGUGAGAAAGGCACUCGAGCUAGCAAGAUGGCUUCAACGAGCAAAGUGCAGAGUUUGGAUGACGUCAGGAUAACUGCAGAAGAGGAUGUUUCUGUGCAACCUGGGAGUAGCAGAGAGGAGAAACCCUACAUGUGUGAGGAGUGCAGCAAGCAGUUCAGUCAGCUGUGUAAUCUGCAAAGGCACAUGCGGACUCACACAGGGGAGAAGCCUUAUAAGUGUGAGGAGUGUAGCAAACAGUUCAGUCAGCGGGGUAAUCUGAAGACUCACAUGCGAACUCACACAGGGGAGAAACCCUACAGGUGUGAGGAGUGCAGCAAACAGUUCAGUCGACUGGGAAGUCUGCAGAAACAUAUGCGGACUCACACAGGCGAGAAACCCUACAGGUGUGAGGAGUGUAGCAAACAGUUCAGUGAGCUGAGUAAUCUAAAGACUCACAUGCAGACUCACACAGGGGAGAAACCCUACAAGUGUGAGGAGUGUAGCAAACAGUUCAGUGAGCUGAGUACUCUGAAGAAACAUAUGCGGACUCACACAGGGGAGAAACCCUACAAGUGUGAGGAGUGCACCAGACAGUUCAGUCAGCUGAGUCAUCUGAAGAGUCACAUGCGAACUCACACAGGAGAAAAACCUUACAUGUGUGAGGAGUGCAGCAAGCAGUUCAGUAGGCUGGAUCAUCUUAAGGAACACAUGCGGACUCACACAGGUGAGAAGCCUUACAGGUGUGAGGAGUGCAGCUGGCAGUUCAGUGAUUUGGGUGCUCUAAAAAAUCAUAUGCGGACUCACACAGGGGAGAAACCUUACAAGUGUGAGGAGUGCAGCAAGCAGUUCAGUCUACUGAGUAAUCUGAAGAAACACAAGCGGACUCACACAGGGGAGAAACCCUACAAAUGUGAGGAGUGCAGCAAGCAGUUUAAUCAACUGGGUCACCUGAAAACUCACAUGCGAACUCACACAGGGGAGGAACCAUACAAAUGUGAGGAGUGCAGCAGGCCGUUUAGUCAGCACGCUCAUCUUAGGAGACACAUGAAAACUCAUACAGGGGAGAAACCUUACAGGUGUGAAGACUGCAGCAGGCAGUUCAGUCGGCUGGGAAGUCUGCAGAAACAUAUGCGGACUCACACAGGGGAGAAACCUUACAGGUGUGAGGAGUGCAGCAGACAGUUCAGUGAGCUGGGUCAUCUGAAGACACACAUGCGGACUCACACAGGGGAGAAGCCGUACAGGUGUGAGGAGUGCAGCAGGCAGUUCAGUCAGCUGGGUGAUCUAAAGAGACAUAUGCGGACUCACACAGGGGAGAAACCCUACAGGUGUGAGGAGUGCAACAGGCAGUUCAGUCUGCUAUGCAAUCUGAAAACUCACAUGCAAACUCACACAGGGUAGAAACCCUACAGGUGUGAGGAGUGUAGCAAGCUAUUUAGCAGGUCAGAUGAACUGAAGAAGCAUAUGCAUGCUCACACAGGUGAGAAACCCUACAAAUGUGAGGAAUGUAGCAGACAGUCAGCUGAAUAAUCUGAAGAAGCACAUGCGGACUCACACAGGUAAGAAACCUUACGGUUGUGAGGUGCGAAGCAACCUUUUGGUAGCCUGGUGCAUUGAAGAAGCAUAUGUAUGCUCACACUGAGGAGAACCCCUGCAAGUCUGCUGGUAAAACAUAUGGCAGAGCAUUUACCGCAUUUCAGUCAGCUCAGUAGUCUUAUAAAGCACAUGCAAACUCUCAAAUAAGAAAUCCCUGGAUCAGGAGUGUGAAAUAGAGAUGUUGGCCACAUAGCAAGUUUGUCAAUUUACAUUUUUC